Molecule: messenger RNA, 490 nt
Organism: Cuscuta epithymum
Lineage: Eukaryota; Viridiplantae; Streptophyta; Magnoliopsida; Solanales; Convolvulaceae
Source: the annotation of a GenBank genome assembly
CCAACCCCCCUCUCUCUUUCCCAAACCCUUUUCCAUCUCCAAAGAAGUAUCGUGCUCCUAUUCUCCUCCUUCGCCCCCAGCUAUUUCUUUAUCUCUUUUUCUCUUUUUUGUCCACCAUUUCCCUUCUAUCUUCUAAAUUAGUUAGCUUAUACAAUAUUGUGAUGAAGUAUUCUCUCAAUGAUGGACCAUUUUUCAUAAAAGUAUUAUUAAUGAGACAUGGGAUUAACAAAAGUUUGACAAACUUAUUGGUCCUUGCAAUUGCCAAGGUAUGGCGAAAGGAACAUGAUGGUCUUGUGAAGAUGAUGGUCUUAUGAAGAAGAUUGCCAACUGGUUAAUGUAGAUUAGUCGGCAUUGGAAUGUUAGAAUGUGUUGACAUUUGGCUUGUAAAUGAUAUUGUUUGUUUCUUUUGGAUUAGUUGGCAUUGAGAUUUGAGAUGUUGGAUUGUAUAUGACAUUUGGGUUGUAAAUAAUAAUGUUUGUUCUCUGUUGGA